AUGGGUUCUAAUAUGCAGCGUCAAGCAGUUCCACUUGUUCAACCUGAGAAGUGUAUUGUCGAAACUGGAUUGGAGGGUCAAGCAUUUCACGGGAGGAUCCACUUUGAAUUUGAUAAAUGCAUUGCUUGUGAAGUAUGCGUCCGUGUAUGCCCGAUCAAUCUACCUAUUGUGGAUUGGAAAGUCGGAAUAGAUAUUGGGAAAAAACGAUUGGAAAAUUAUAGUAUUGAUUUUGGAAUUUGUAUCUUUUGUGGAAAUUGUGUGGAAUAUUGCCCUACAAAUUGUCUGGCGAUGACUGAAGAAUAUGAACUUUCGACCUAUGAUCGUCAUAAAUUAAAUUAUGAUCAUAUUGCUUUAAGGACGUUUACCAAUAUCGCUGUUGCACAAAUCCUGAUCUACAUUAGAGCUGUUAAUAUUUUGAUUCUAUUUGCCGUGACUCAAAAAUCAGAUCAAAUGUUAGAACGAGAUUUAACAAACAAUAUUCAACGUAUUGGGGUUCAUUUAUCCACUGAUUUUUUCCUUCCAUUCGAACUUAUUUCUAUAAUUCUUCUAGUCACUCUUAUAGGAACCAUUACUAUAGCUCGUCGAGAAGAAACAGUUUGA
Cryptomeria japonica (Japanese cedar) is the source of this 600-nucleotide messenger RNA. RefSeq names its product NAD(P)H-quinone oxidoreductase subunit I, chloroplastic-like. Bases 1 to 600 code for a protein of 199 amino acids. Gene Ontology annotation, molecular function: NADH dehydrogenase (ubiquinone) activity. The transcript is spliced from 2 exons. Lineage: Eukaryota; Viridiplantae; Streptophyta; Pinopsida; Cupressales; Cupressaceae. The record is from RefSeq and is a predicted model, not a curated record.